This is a messenger RNA of Striga asiatica, 2540 nucleotides long. NCBI's taxonomy places the organism in Eukaryota, Viridiplantae, Streptophyta, Magnoliopsida, Lamiales, Orobanchaceae. The record is from the annotation of a GenBank genome assembly.
GUCCAACUAGGAUACACAUCAUAUUAAAAAUUUUGACUUUUCCAAAUUGAAUUUCUUCCCCUUGACCAACUCGAAGACUUUUCAAAUGAAAAGGACAUCAAGAACACACAUACAUAAAUUGACACCCAAAUUUCCCUCUUGGUCACACCAUUUUUCAAUUAUCAAACCACAAAUUUACAUCCAAUUUCUCUCCCCAAAAAUAAGAAACCCUUUACUCAUUUGAAAGGUUUUGAUCUCAAAUUCCCUAUGAGUCGCCGCGCGGUUAUGCAGAUGUCGAGGGUGAUCAUCGUGCAAAGCCCACAACAAAAAUUUUCCACCGAUAUCUUCAAGACGGCCUCAAACAUUACUACAAACGGCACUUUUCGAAACUCCAUUCCCAAGUUCGCUAGCAACGAGUUUCUCGGAGUUAGGUAUUGGAGCUCGACGAGUCGUAAGGUAGCUAGCCACGAAGAACGAGCCCAAGAACCAAAGCCGAACUCCGACGAAGAAAACACCGCUAGUCAGGGCAGCAAUCGGGCCGUCGUGAGCAGCUAUUGGGGGGUGGCACCGCCCAAUAUAGCCGGUGAAGAUGGCUCUCCAUGGCGGUGGAAUUGUUUCAGGCCAUGGGAGACAUACAAAGCGGACACCUCAAUUGAUGUCAAGAAGCACCAUGAGGCCAACACAUUCAUGGACAAGUUUGCCUAUUGGACUGUCCAAACUCUCAAGUACCCCACAUACUUGUUCUUUCAGAGACGCCACAUUUGCCACGCAAUGCUCCUAGAGACAGUUGCGGCCGUGCCUGGGAUGGUUGGCGGCAUGCUCCUCCACCUGAGGUCCCUCCGGAAAUUCGAGCACAGCGGAGGUUGGAUCAAAGCCCUACUUGAGGAGGCCGAAAACGAGCGCAUGCACCUCAUGACCUUCUUGGAGGUCUCCCGGCCCAAAUGGUACGAACGGGCCCUCGUCUUUGCCGUGCAGGGCGUGUUUUUCAACGCUUAUUUCUUGGCCUAUUUAGCGUCUCCCAAGCUGGCCCACCGGAUAGUGGGCUACCUUGAGGAAGAGGCGGUCAACUCGUACACCGAGUUUUUGGUUGACUUGGAAAAGGGACUUGUCGAGAAUGGGCCGGCGCCAGCUAUUGCGAUCGACUACUGGCGGCUGGCGCCGAAUUCGACGUUGAAGGAUGUUGUCACGGUGAUUAGGGCUGAUGAGGCGCAUCAUCGGGACCUCAAUCACUUCGCAUCGGAUAUACAGUGUCAAGGGCAUGAGCUGAAGGAAUAUCCAGCACCUCUUGGAUACCACUGAAUACUAGAGGCAAAUGAUAGAGCUCUAAAGGGAAUUAAUUUCGGACAAUUUAUUCAAUUAAUUUUCAACACAAGUUGUCGUAUUGCUGUGGAUCUGUGGUGGUUAUAUUUAUGAUGCAUUAUCUUGUUCUCCAUGUAAUUAUUAAGUUUGAUUUGUGGAAACUAUUUUGUUCUACAUUGUAAUUUCUUAUCCAAAUAAUUCAAUCAAUAAUUUUAGUUCUGCAAUAAAUGUCUUGUUUUCCAAUUUAGAAGAUGAAUUAUACACCAUCAUUAUUGUAGCAUUUGAUCAUAAGUUCAAUAAAACCUAAUUUCCUAAAGGAACUAAGAUUCAUAUGAUGCCUUUCCCAUUAUAGGAUUUGGGAGAUUUUAUUUUUCCAACUAGAUUUCACUAAACACAAGACAAAACACUACAAACAAUCGAAAACUCAAGACCCGACAUGACAACACACAAAGAUCAUGACAGCCACGAAGAAAACGGGACCCAACCAUCGCCCCUCGUCUAACGAGACCCAUUGAAGCAAGAAAAAAACGAGCAGCAGCAAACAACCCCACCCGAGCUCUUCCCCAUUCCCUCCAAAAAAAGUCGAGCACUUAGUAGCUAUAUACGCGGCUAAUAUCAACACAAGAGGACCAAAAAGCAUUGUGGAGAUCAUGUACACGACAAAAAGUAUAGCAAGAGGCAACACGAACGUAUAACCGAGCGCCAAAAAAGGUACGAACAAAAAGCACGUGAAAAUUACGUUUUCAGCCUCGGAGGCAUUCAGGAGAUUGAGGCUCAACGGAAAGGAGUUGCCACGGAGAACGAGGCCAGUGGCCGCCACUAAGAGGAGCGGGAUUAGCGGAGAUGGGCUGCUUUUGGCCAUUUUUUUUUUUUUUCAAAACGGUGAGCUGAACUUGAGUUUGAGAACUUGAGAUGCGAUGUGAUUUAUGCUAAUUGGCAAUGGUAAGUUGAAGGUCAGAUUUUUUUUGUAAAUGGUUAGUUGUGUUUAAAUAUUGCUAAAAAUUGGUGGGGGCUUGUUUUCAGUUGCUUUUUUGGUUAACCAACCUCUCUAUAGUUUGGUGCUACUAAUAGUUCAUAUUAGUUCAAAAUAAUGAAAAAUCAUAUAACUGAAAUAGGCAUGAAGUUUAAUAUAGAAAAUAUAGAUUUUUUUCUGUUGGUCAAAUGUAUGAUUGUCUCCGAUUAAUUUACAGUUUUAAUGGAGCAAUCAGAUCGAACAACUUGUAGAUUCAUCCACAAUAAUUAAUAAAUAGUGUAUUGACACG